UCAUUCGACUCGUUUUCCACAACCCGCAAGUCGGUCCUACUCUGCGUUGGCAGUAACCUGCUUGUUCGUUUGUACUCCACCUCUUCUCAUCACUUGUUACGCCAUUCCUCUCACAUGUCCCCCACUCUUUUCCAUCCUCUUCAACCUCUUCUCUCUCCAUCUCUUCUUCUUCUUCAUCUCUUUCUUUUUCUCUCCCUCUCAUUUGGUCUUUCUUUCUCUUGCCGUCUCUGCUCAACUCUGCUCGUUCUCCCCUUCUCCCUUUCUGGCUGCCUCGCCCGUUGCCAGGCUCCGAGAACCACAUAUGGACCUUUGCAGUUGACCCGCUGGACGCGGCAACUGCGGCUGGCGCUUGACAAGCCUCCCGGCGUCACUUUCCUCCUGUCACAUGUCACAUGUCGCAUGUCACAUGCCACAUGUCGCCGCUGCUCGUCGGCACUUGGUCCAUCCACCUUCCGGCGACACGAGCUCUCUGCUGCCGUGGCUGUGACCACAAAGCCGCCAAACACACGCAACUGCAGCCGGAUUGAGAUGCUGCCCAACAUCGCCGCUUCUUAG
This is a messenger RNA of Protopolystoma xenopodis, 555 nucleotides long. Lineage: Eukaryota; Metazoa; Platyhelminthes; Monogenea; Polystomatidea; Polystomatidae. The record is from the annotation of a GenBank genome assembly.